Arabis nemorensis is the source of this 180-nucleotide messenger RNA. NCBI's taxonomy places the organism in Eukaryota, Viridiplantae, Streptophyta, Magnoliopsida, Brassicales, Brassicaceae. The record is from the annotation of a GenBank genome assembly.
AUGGAAGGGAUAGAAUCCGCGUCUAGAAAAGGACGGAGGGUUGUGGUGAUCGGCGGCGGAAUCGCCGGCUCUCUCGCCGUGAAAAUGCUUCAAUUUGAUGCCGACGUUACCCUCAUCGAUCCUUUGAUCUUUGAGCUCAAACAUCAGGAAGGAGUUUUGAGAUUACAUGGGCAAGCUUGA